Molecule: messenger RNA, 1509 nt
Organism: Cavenderia fasciculata
Lineage: Eukaryota; Evosea; Eumycetozoa; Acytosteliales; Cavenderiaceae
Exons: 3
Coding region: 1-1509 (502 amino acids)
Source: RefSeq, a predicted model, not a curated record
AUGGAUAAUGCACUUAAACAAAUCAUCAAUAAUCAGUAUGUUAGAAGACUGAUAUUCAAUCAUGUCUCUGUCAUACAUCAACAGUUGGAUAUAGCAAGCUUCAAAUACGAGAAUAUUGAAAACUGUCUCUACCAGUUAAUACUGUACAAUCGCACUGAUUCAUUUAUCAAUCAGUUCCCGCGAUUCUAUGAUCAAAUUAAAGAUGAACAUGGAUCCUUUUGUGAGCAAGUGUACCGUAUCAACGACAUUCUAUUUGGUCCCUUACUACAGAUCAUAUUAUUGAAAGACAACAGUCGUGCACUAUCAUUUAUGCUUGGAUAUGUAAAUGAUCAACUGCCACAGAAUAGAUCAUCACCAUUUUCACUCUCUAUGAGGGAAAGAUUGGCUUAUGAUGACAACCAAGCAUAUAGAUUAUCUUUGGAGACUAUCAUGGUUCUAUUGAAUAGUAGUAUUAAAAUAUCGAACCAAAAUUUAGUAACCAUAAUGGUUGAAUCACUCAUAUCAAGUUGUCAAUUGGAGGCACUACAGACUAAAAUAACAAAAGAGCAAUUCCAACUUUGCACCAAACAAAUCAAUCGACAAUUUCGAAAUGAUUGGGACUUUAUAAAAACAGUUGCAACAAAAAAGAAAUACAAGUCGAUCCUUGGAUACCAUAAACAAAUCGAAAGAGAGAUCAAUCAAUUAAAAAGAUUUGGUUCUCUUUUAAUUAAUAAUGAUAUCCCACCACCAUCCAAUGCCGAUCAAGGGAGUAUAAAGAAAGUAGAUAAUGUCACCACCGAACCUGUGCGUGAGGAAUAUACUUUAUUUCUAAAAGAUUGGUUGAACCAACCUUCAAAGGAACUGGAACUACAAGAUAUGAUACGAUUAUAUAUUGGUGGAUUUCUACUCAGCGACCAACAAGUUAUGGAGAAAUGUCAACUUUAUUUCUCCAAUCAUAUAAACCUGGAAUCAAUAUCUCAAGAAUUGUUGGAGAAAUUUCGAAAUGAUGCAUGUCAAUUUGGACUAUUACCAAUCGUCAAACUACUUAUUAAUAUUGAUAUGUUUGAUUUGACAAUGCCACUUGUCAGAGCCAUUGAAAACAAUAAUUUGGAUGUGGUCAAGUAUUUGUUGGAUAUGGAUACAUCGGUGGUCGGAUCACUCUUUUACUUUAGGAGAUGCUUUUCAAUUGCCCCUAUGUCUGAUGAAUUGUUUGACUAUCUAUGGAGGGCGUUUAGUCGUGAAACCAAACAUCGGGUAUUCGAUUGCGCUAAAAUCAUACUUGACAAUUAUUCCUCAGUACCUAUAAUCACAAAACAUAUCAGUCGACUAUAUGACAAUUAUUGGAAUCAACCAUACCAAGAUGAUGAUCAAGAUUUUUAUUGUUCACCAAAAUCUACAACAUCAGAAUUAAAAAGCAGUAAAAGAAAAAAAUACUUUACAAUGAUGGAAAAAUCUUUACAGUAUGGUUAUAUAUUCAAAGAUCUUGGUAUUGUCAUACAAGACAAGUAUGAUCACGUUAAUAAUCUUUAA